Messenger RNA from Megalobrama amblycephala (Wuchang bream), 5950 nucleotides. It is a transcript of the gene runx3, whose product is annotated as RUNX family transcription factor 3. Gene Ontology annotation, cellular component: nucleus. The transcript has 13 exons. Gene Ontology annotation, biological process: hemopoiesis; neuron differentiation; regulation of transcription by RNA polymerase II. Bases 1729 to 3048 code for a protein of 439 amino acids. Lineage: Eukaryota; Metazoa; Chordata; Actinopteri; Cypriniformes; Xenocyprididae. The record is from RefSeq and is a predicted model, not a curated record. Gene Ontology annotation, molecular function: DNA-binding transcription factor activity, RNA polymerase II-specific; RNA polymerase II cis-regulatory region sequence-specific DNA binding; ATP binding.
AUCAAAGCCAUUCGCAAACGAAACUGAGAAAAUCUCAUGCUCUGCUCGGGCUGUGGGAGAGAGCGGGAGAGACAAAACGAGAAAUGCGAACGAGGGAUAGACUGGCACGGCUGUAUGUGACACACAUCUGCAUGUUUGAAGUGCUCUGAAUGUUUCAGAAGAAAAUUCGGUCGGCUGGUGUGUUUUUCUGCCGGUACAGGCUCUGUGGUUGAGAGAGAGUGUGAGAAAGCGGAAGGCGGGAGGUGCGGGUACAGCUCUGUGGAAAGGGGCGGAGCUUAUCAGACUGGCAAGGCGAUAAACAGGCACAAGUUGUUGUAUUUUUUUUUUUAAUCUCUCACUUUCUCUCUUUUAAGAUUUAAACUUGAUAAUUGCUCUUAUUGUACAAACAUUUUUUUUGCAACGAAAAAUAUUCAGCCUAAUUUGACUUAAUGUGCUGUCUUUUCUAACUAACUGAACAUGCAGUUUUCCAGUAGCAGACAAAAAACUGACUGAAUGUUGAAAGUAAAUGAUUUGAGAUUCCUAUAUUAUUUUCAGAAAAUCUGUCCAGUUCAAUUCGCAUCAGCAGUGGCAAGAAAAAAGCUGAAGCGAAACCACCAUCAGCUAUGGUACCUGUGGGGGGAAAAAUAAGGAUCCAACACUUAUUUGAGCUUUAUGUUAUUUUAGAAGUGUGAGAAGUCUGGGAUUGACACAAAUGUUAUCUUUCAUUAACACAUAUAAGCAUCCACUUCCCCAUAGAAAGGGUCUAAUGAUAUGUAGCAAACAGGAGUAGAACAAACGCAUUUUUAGCGAUUAUGCAUAAAUAUUUCUGGCCUACCCUGGGAUCUGACAUUGAUCAAUUACUCAUAAUAUUAAUGAUUAUAAGGCAAUAUUUUUUGUUUUGUACCAUUUGAUUCAGUUACGUCAUUUGCAGUGCUGAUUUUCUCAUAAAAGACCUAAAGUACAGUCUUUUAACUACUCUUUCUGAUUUUCAUAUACUUUUGUUCUUCAAAUAUACUGUAAUCAAAUGUAAUGUGAUGAAAUCUUGGAGCAGGUUGGUUUAGUUCAUGGCUUCCCUAUGGAGAAAAUGAAUGGGGAAAACCUUCAAAACAGAGGCCGCCAAAAAGUUUCCACAGAGAGAAGAGAUGAUAGUAAGAGAGAAAGCGAUCAGAUGUGGGGCAGGCAGAGUGUGCGCGGGAACACGUUGAACGUUGCUGUGAAAGGUUGGUUUAGUUCAUGGCUUCCCUAUGGAGAAAAUAAAUGGGGAAAACCUUCAAAACAGAGGCCGCCAAAAAGAGAGAAGAGACGAUAGUGUGUGCGGGAACACGUUGAACAUUGCUGUAAAAGAAGAUCACAUCAUCCACUCAGAAACCAUUUAAAAAACACCUAUCAGCCAAUCAUGGGUGAGAAACACACUGGGAAAGAAAAGAGAACUUCACUGCAUGCAAGUGAGAGAGAGGGAGUCAUGUGACCUGAGUUCCACCAAUCAGAUCAUGGGAUUUCCGUGCAGCAGCAUUACCGCGGGAGCUGUGACCUCGGAUACCUCAGACAUGCGACUGACAGGCCGUUACCACGGAGAUCACCAUUGCAAGAGCGUCAGACACCUGAACUUUCAACUAUCUGACUAAAACCACGUAGACACUACAACAACUACUUCUAGUGGGAGACAGACAGACAAAAGUGUCCAUCGUCAAAGGCUGAAGUCAGUAAGGCGGUGGAGAGGCCAGUUCUUUUCCCUCCUGAACGGGACACAUGGCUUCAAACAGCAUCUUCGACACAUUCUCCAGCUACUCGCCCAGUUUACUGCGAGACCCGAGCACGAGCAGACGGUUCACGCCGCCCUCCGCCUCGUUCCCGUGCCCUAAAGUGACCGAGAGCCCGAGCAUGAGCGCACCGGGUCCACUGCGGUCCGGGCGGCCAGUGGAGGCCCGCUCCGUGGUGGACGUGCUGGCCGAUCACGCCGGAGAGUUGGUGCGCACGGACAGCCCAAACUUUCUCUGCUCUGUCCUGCCGUCACACUGGAGGUGCAACAAAACUCUGCCUGUGGCUUUUAAGGUGGUGGCUCUGGGUGAUGUUCCUGACGGUACUCUGGUCACAGUGAUGGCGGGAAAUGAUGAGAAUUAUUCCGCGGAGCUGAGAAACGCGUCUGCCGUCAUGAAGAACCAGGUGGCGCGAUUCAACGACCUGCGCUUCGUGGGCAGGAGCGGCAGAGGAAAGAGCUUCACGUUGACCAUCACAGUGUUCACUGGCCCACCCCAGGUCGCCACAUACCAUCGUGCUAUUAAAGUCACCGUGGACGGACCUCGAGAGCCAAGACGUCACCGCGUGAAGCCUGAAGACGCUCAUAAGCAGUUCUCCGAUCGCCUGAGUGACAUCGAACGUUUCCAGAGGGCCAGUCUGAGGAUGAACCCUGGCAACGGGACCGCCCGUCCCCACCAAUCCCAUUACAGCCCCUCCGGCACCACACAGAUACCAGGAUUAUGGCCAGAUCAGAUUGAUCCUCCUGCACUGAAGACGUGCAAAGUGGAAGACGACUUGCGCUGGUCAAGUACGGAGCUGUUCCAGCAGAGGACAUCUUUCCCAUCUCUGUCUCCAUUAACAGCUCCUCGUUUCUCUGAUUCACACAUGCAUUAUCCGGGUCCUUUCACCUACUCUACUAACCCGUCCAGCACUGGAAUCGGCGGUCUCAGCGUGGCCGGUAUGCCCACCUCCAGCCGCUACCACACCUACCUGCCGCCUCCCUAUCCUGGCAACCAGAACCAGAACUCCCACUUCCAGACCAACUCCUCGCCGUACCACCUGUAUUACGGCACCGGAUCCGGCUCGUACCAGUUCUCCAUGGUUCCGACCGGCGGCACCGGAUCGGGAGGCGACAGGUCGCCCUCCCGCAUGCUGACGUCCUGUACCGCGGCGGGUGGAGCCGGUGGCACCGCUGGCGGAAACAACAGCUUGCUUAACGCCAGCCUCGGUAACCAGAGCGAUGGGGUGGAUGCCGACGGCAGCCAUAGCAACUCGCCCACAGCAAUGAGUGCGUCGACACGCAUAGACGAGUCCGUCUGGAGGCCUUACUGAGAAAUAGUGUGCGGAAAGACUGACAGAAGAGGUCAAAAUUAAGAGAAAGGUGAAAGUCAUGCAUGUUUGAUCGUUUUAUGUUUCUUUGUCCUUCUAUGACGUCAAUCGCUUCUAAGACAACCAAUGUGAUCAAAUGACCAGAAAUGAGUUAACUGACUGUUGACCUUUUGCUCUGGACGCUCUAUACGGCACAGAAACUGACCUCCAUUGAUCAAAACUGAAGGAGGACACAGGUCUCACAGGAAAUUGAUGUGUAUAUAGAAAGAGUAAAAAAUUAUCAUAAAAAAUAAGGAAAGGCUCCAUAGUAAUAUAUCAGCGACUUUUUUGUUACUGAAAAAGCUGAACAAACCAAAGAAAAGAAAAGCAGGUGCUUCAUGGACAUAUUUUGAUGGGCCUGUAACUGAAAACAGACAAUUUAUCCAGCCUUACAAACCAAUCUGCCUGAAAGCUGUAAUUCCCAGAGUGCUUUGCAACCACGAAGCGUUUGUCAUGCAGACAGUAUAAAAGAGCUUCACGGAGCUGCAGGACUGUGGGACUUUUAACUUUGUAAAUAUACCAAAAAUGUCACCCUCGACUUUCAGGUACUUUCCAAAAAUGCUGAAAUAGUCUUGAAAUGGUAAGAUGUGUAUAAUACAAAUGUGUGUCAAUGUGAGCUUUGUGAGAUGUUAUGCCAAUGGGUUUUUCAUUGAGAGAAAAAAAAAAAAAAAAAAAAAAAUCACAAAGGGUGAAUCACAAAACUUGUCAGGAACAUAUCCAGGUCAUGUUUAUUGAGAAAUGAAAAAUCAUAUUUUGCAUUUUUUAUCAAAAUGAAGCACAUUUGACCCCCAGAUUCUUAUUGUAAUGCAAAAAUAAAAAUAAAAGAUGCAUAAUUUAAUUUGCAAAUCAUUUACUUUUACAAAAACAUAGGCAUAAUUUUUUUAUGCAAACAUUUUUUUUAUUUUGAUUUUGGGGAAAAAUGUGAACUGGACGUGUUUUUGUGAGAUUCACCCUUUAGCUAUGGGUUCUCGAUUUGUAGAAACGUGAAAGAGUGUCUAUAUUCCAAAGACAGACAGGUGUUUGAUUUGAUUUUUUUUUUUAUUGGUUUCUUGCUUUGCAUCAAAAUCACAAACAAUUCAUUUGUCUUUGAACUUGUGGCGACUCAUCUUUUUUGGAAUCGUUUUUAGAGUAAUCUUUUUUUUUUUUUUUUCUCAGUGUUGAUCGCUUUUUAUGACUUAGCAGUUUCUUAAAACGAUUCUGAUCAGUUUGCGCUCAGUUUUAUUUUAUUUUUAUUUUUUUUUUAUUUAUUUGAGCCAAAGUGGAUGCGUUCCUAUUUCAGGUCUGUUCCAGGUCUGUUCCGGGUCAAACAUUUCGUAUUUCUUUUUUAUUAUUAUUCUUUUUCAGUUUCUUUUUUAAUCUUUGUUUUAAUAUAAAAUUGGAAGUUGUGCUACUGUAAUAUAUUCUUUCUAAAUUAUACAAAACAAAUUUUAAUGUAAUGUCUAUGUUUUUCCAAUGCAGCUUUAAUGCACUAAAACAUUUAUUUAAGAGGUUAUAUGUCCUUGUAAACCACAUAAUGGAGACAUUCUUACCAGAUUGAGUUCCACAUGAUAUUUAGUCAUACUGCCUGAAAGACCUCAACCCUCACAAGCCAAAGAGUCCAACAAUCACCUGUUGUCAACGACGUCUGUAAAGUGUGAAAAAUAUGUUGCUCUAAGCACCUACAUUAUAUGUCUAUUUUUCCUACCUUGUUCUUGGAAUGACUGAAAUCGGAGAUAAUAAUUGGGCACGUUUGAAAGGAGAUCGGUCUCGAUUAUUUGAAUAACAAAACCAUGCACAUGCUCAUACAAGGAAGGUAAAGUGGCCAUGGCACACACACACAUACACACACAUUCACGUAACAGGUGUAAGUGAAUAUUUCAGCCCAUAACCCAGAGGUUUUUCCCAUGCUCACACCUGCUGCCUUUACCUGAGGGCAAAGAGACCCAAAAGAGCAAAGGAAACAAGUAGAAAGAUAGAUGAAGAGAUCCAUAUCUCCUUUCGCAAUCAGUGGUCAUCCUUCAGGCCUUGUUAUCCAAGCAGAAGUGCCCGUGUUCAGCUUGAUUCACGGCCGCUUUGAUGCCUUUAUGGCGGCGGUUAUUUUCCUUCCCAUUGUGCCUCCCCUUGAUUAUUGCCUAAAGCUGCAGGCUACAGGAAAGACGGAUUCAAAAUGUGAGCUGGUCUAGUUACACGCGGGAGUCUAUUCUCUCCUGCGAGGACUUCUGGGUAAUAGAAUCCCGUGCUAUGGGAAACAUUUGCUUCUGCAAUUCUGAAGUAUCGUUUAAUGAUUCUCUCAGUCUGGAUCUAUUAAUGUCUGUGGAUAUCAAAUCCUGCCGUCUCAUCUUAUGUGUUUGUUGUGAUUGUUGAUUAUGAUUGAGAUGGAUCAAGAAUCCAAAUCAGGCCCAAAAUAAGACCAAAGACGUAUCUAUUUAUUUCCACUAUCAAUAAUGAUUUUUAUUUUGUGUUGCAUUGAACAGUCUGUUGACGCCAAGGCUCUGUUCCAAAACCUAGUGAGCUUCCUACAUAGAGAGCACGGAGGCUGUAACAAAAAGUAAGUGGCUUAUUUAUGCCCGUGUAAAGCAUUCAGUUAUUUAAAGGCAGAUGUCUAUGUGGGCAGCAGCGAAGCUCAAUAUGUUUUGGAACACAUCCCAAAUGUUGCCAGUGAAGUGAAUAUCACUGAGGGCCGCGAGUCUGUGAUGUUUGUAAAAUGCACAGAUUAUAAUCAUGCCGAAAGAGCUAAAAAGCACAACACACUCCUGUAGAACAAAUUGUCUUUUUCACUCAUUGUAUGUUUGCAAUUUUGGUUCUGAAAUAUGCUCUUUUGUUCCUUCAUUGUGUGCUAAUGAUGUAGUUUUUUAUGCUUUUUAAUUAAAAAAAAAAAAGAUCAGGA